CAAUCCCGAUGCCCCCCGCAGUUGCAAGCACGCGCUUCAAACGCAAGGGAUUCUGGGAGGUGUAGUCAGAGUUACUCGACCAGAAUGGAGGACACCGCGGAAGGCACACAUGGUCGUGGAAACAGCGCAGACCCGGAGGAAGGCAGAUGUUCAGACAGCGAUUUUGGACCUUCGAAACUCGGAACGAGGGAAUAUUGGGAAGAUGCAUACCAGAAAGAGCUAGAGACGUUCAAAGACAUCGGGGAUGUUGGUGAGAUAUGGUUCGGUGAGGAGAGCAUGAGCCGUGUGCUGCGAUGGAUGGACAAAGCUGAGAUCCCGGAAAAUGCCGCCAUUCUGGACAUUGGCACCGGAAAUGCAGCUUUUUUAGUUGAACUGGCAAAACAUGGAUACAGGAAUCUGACAGGCAUAGAUUAUUCUCCAGCAUCUGUAGAAUUGGCCAGAAAUGUUCUGCAGGCGGAGGACUUGACAGGCGUCACUGUAAAGGAGGUGGAUUUCUUAAACCAUCAAGGAGAGCUAAAGGACUAUGAUGUCUGCAUCGACAAAGGAACAUUCGAUGCGAUAAGUCUGAACCCACACAACACGGAGGAGGGCAAAAAACUCUAUGUCCAGACUCUAAAAGAUGCACUUAAGGACAAAGGAUUCUUUGCUGUCACUUCCUGUAACUGGACAAAAGAGCAGCUGCUAUGCAGAUUCAGUGAAGGAUUUGAGUUUGUACAGGAGUUGCCAACACCCACUUUCCAAUUUGGAGGGAAAAUGGGCAACAGUGUGUCAGCACUCAUCUUCAAGCGAGUACAUUGAUUUACAUCCCCAGAGGAUAUUGACCUUUUUUUGUCUUUUGUCUGUGGUUAUUUUCUGUUUACCACAGGAACUCCUGCUUUAAUAUCUGUUCACAUUAAGACAUUUUUAUACAAGAUCUGAUUAUACAGAUUGUGUGAUUGGGUGAGACUGUUUUGGUUCUGUUGUAUUAACUUCACACCGAUCGGCAGAGCUGAAGACAUCUGUAAUGUUUAUGCAUUGACGAAGACAGUUAAUACAAUUCGCAGUUUAAUUUUGUUUCAAGAAUGUUUGUAUACAAUAAAGAAAUACUGCUAUGUGUUAAAAUUAA
This is a messenger RNA of Scophthalmus maximus (turbot), 1105 nucleotides long. It is a transcript of the gene eef1akmt2, whose product is annotated as EEF1A lysine methyltransferase 2. Gene Ontology annotation, molecular function: protein-lysine N-methyltransferase activity. The annotation marks the transcript as partial. The record is from RefSeq and is a predicted model, not a curated record. The transcript has 6 exons. Gene Ontology annotation, cellular component: cytoplasm. Lineage: Eukaryota; Metazoa; Chordata; Actinopteri; Pleuronectiformes; Scophthalmidae. Gene Ontology annotation, biological process: peptidyl-lysine dimethylation; peptidyl-lysine monomethylation.